AUGAGACUUAAAAAAUUUCGUCUCUUUCAAAUGACUAGAAAAUCUGCCUUACACUUUGGAUCUGUGCAAACUACAAAUGCAAAAACAUUGACAUGCCAAAUUGUAUCCAACAAAACGUACAAAGUUGCAUACACCAUUCCAUUCUUCAUAUUACCAUACACUCCUUUUCAUUCUGUUCUUGCAAUUAAUCAAAACGAACUAUUAUGGGAUAAUAACGUGUGGGGUGUAAACUCACAAGAUAAUAUAUUUCGAUACAUAAACGGAGCUUGGCAUCAAGUUCCUGGAGCCGCUACGUAUGUUGGAGUUGGAACUGACGGAGCCGUUGGCGAUGAAACUCAUGUUUGGGGAGUUAACAAUUUAAACAAUAUUUACCUCCGAGUUAAUGGUGAUAUAAAUCCUAAUGGGUUAUGGGCGCAAGUUGGCGGUGCUUUGAUUGAUGUAUCAGUAGCUUCUGAUGGGACAGUUUGGGGUGUUAAUGGCGACCAUAAUAUUUAUAAGUGGGCUGGAUACAACUGGUUAGUAUUUCCUUCGUGGUACAAGCUCAAACAAAUUUACGUUAGCAGUCAAGAGCUCAUUGUCGGUGUAAAUGAUAAUAAUGAAAUAUAUCAAUAUGUUAAUAAUACUUGGCGUAUUUUAGAUGGCUCACUCAAAUAUGUGGCAAUUUCUAUUGAUGGCAUUUUAUGGGGUAUUGACAAUAGUGACAAUAUUUAUACACGUCAAGAUAAUUUGAUUAGUCAGACAUAUUUGAAGAAUAAUUUACAAACCACACCUAAUUAUGCGAUUAAUGACCCGCAAGACGUAAUUAUAGGGCUAUCCGUAGGAUUAGGUCUAUCAAUUAUUAUCUUUACUGUUGCAAUUGUAAUCAUUGUUCGACAUUACAAAAAAAUUUCUGUACUCAGAAUCGCACAUUAA
Dentiscutata erythropus is the source of this 912-nucleotide messenger RNA. The record is from the annotation of a GenBank genome assembly. Lineage: Eukaryota; Fungi; Glomeromycota; Glomeromycetes; Diversisporales; Gigasporaceae.